This is a messenger RNA of Lotus japonicus, 555 nucleotides long. RefSeq lists its product as uncharacterized. The transcript is spliced from 5 exons. Lineage: Eukaryota; Viridiplantae; Streptophyta; Magnoliopsida; Fabales; Fabaceae. The record is from RefSeq and is a predicted model, not a curated record. Bases 1 to 555 code for a protein of 184 amino acids.
AUGGGAGGAUCUGCUGCUCGUUACCAUGCUGAGUUUGAUACGAACAGGAGCCAGACUAUUCGCUUUGGGGUCUUGAAGACCCUGUAUGAUGCUGCGUUGGAUGAUCACCGAUACGAGGAUGCUGCGCAGAUUUGGCUGGGGAUCCCUGCUACUUAUUCGGGAGAGGCUGUGGAGGAUUACAUGAGGUGGUAUAGCGGUGUGUCCCAUCGGUUCAUCAUCCCUGAUGAUAGGAGGGAGGAGUUCAGUGCUGUGACGGUUGUGCGUCGGGCCGUGGACUUGUUGGAGCAGUCACUGGAGGUGCCAGAUGCUCUUGCAGUUGGCACGCAUGCCCGAUCCCUCACUAAGAGGGCGCUGGAUCUUAUUAGAUCCAGCGCCUUCAUCGGUACCCAGGGAGUAGCCUUUGCUGCUGUCCGAGGAGCUGGAGCUGCAGGAGGCAGAGGUCGUGGAGGUAGAGCGGCAGGAGGCAGAGCCCGUGGAGGCAGAGCCCGUGGAGAGGAUAACGAACAGAUUUACUCGGUGCAAACACAGCAACCUGCAAGUAAAUUGCAGAUUUAA